GGAGGGCGGUACCACAAGAGGUGGCGGUGGGGGAGGCUGAGGAGCAACAGCUGCUAAUGGACUGGUCUGACUCCUCCUACCGGGUUGCUGGUUAGUGUGAGGCGGGCGGCAGGGGACAAGGAGCGGAGAGAAACUCUGGGACUUAUUGGCACCCGACGUUGUCUGGACCGGGAUCUCCUCUCACUUCCCGGGACCCGUAUGUUCCGCCGCCAGCAGGCAGGGCUGCAGCACUAGCGACUAAUGGAGCACAUACAAGGUGCCUGGAAGACUCUGAGCAAUGGCUUUGGGUUUAAGGAGUCAGUAUUUGAGGGGAGCAGCUGUAUGUCCCCCACCAUUGGGCACCAGUUUGGAUACCAGCGUCGGGCAUCAGAUGAUGGCAAACUCAGCGACACGUCCAAGACUAGCAGCACCAUGCGUGUGUACCUACCCAACAAGCAGAGGACAGUGGUUAAUGUGAGGAGUGGGAUGAGUUUACACGACUGUCUCAUGAAAUCCCUGAAGGUCCGAGGGCUCCAACCCGAAUGCUGCGCAGUUUUCCGACUGAUCCAGGAUCCAAAGGGGAAGUUGCGCUUGGAUUGGAAUACAGACGCCAUGUCACUAGUUGGGGCGGAGCUGCAGGUGGAUUUUCUCGAUCACGUUCCUCUCACGACACACAAUUUUGUGCGGAAAACGUUUCUAAAACUGGCAUUUUGCGAUAUCUGCCAGAAGUUUCUGUUGAACGGCUUCCGCUGCCAGACGUGCGGCUACAAGUUCCACGAGCACUGCAGUACCAAGGUGCCCACCAUGUGCGUCGACUGGAGCAACAUACGACAGCUGCUAUUAUUUCCCAAUCCAAACAACAUGGAAGGCGGCAGCCACACGUUAACUUCACUGAGGCGAAUGCGAGAAUCUGUCCGGAUUCCAGCCAGCUCCCAGCAGAGGUAUUCAACUCCUCACCCCUUCUUCUUCAAUACCCCCAGUCCUGCUUCCGAGUGCUCCCUAUUCCAGAGACAGAGAUCCACUUCCACCCCCAAUGUGCACAUGGUUAGUACUACGAUGGCGGUGGACAGCCAAGUGAUUGAGGAUGCGCUGCGGAGUCACAGUGAGUCAGGGAGCCCCAAUAAUCUGAGUCCUACAGGUUGGUCCAAUGCUAAAGCGCCAGCCCCCACGCACCGAGAGAAGGCGGCUUCAUCUACUGGCCAAGAAAAGAACAAAAUACGGUCCCGCGGGCAGAGAGACUCCAGUUAUUACUGGGAGAUAGAGGCCAGUGAGGUUAUGCUCUCUUCAAGGAUUGGAUCGGGCUCCUUCGGAACAGUGUACAAAGGAAAAUGGCACGGGGACGUGGCAGUGAAAAUCCUGAAGGUGACGGAUCCAACACCGGAGCAACUCCAGGCUUUCAGGAAUGAGGUGGCUGUACUCCGGAAAACGCGACACGUGAAUAUCCUGCUGUUUAUGGGGUACAUGACCAAGGACAAUCUGGCCAUCGUCACUCAGUGGUGUGAGGGGAGCAGUCUGUACAAACACCUCCACGUCCUCGACACCAAGUUCCAGAUGUUUCAGCUCAUCGACAUCGCCAGGCAAACGGCACAAGGGAUGGAUUACCUGCAUGCGAAGAACAUUAUCCACCGGGACAUGAAGUCAAACAAUAUCUUUCUCCAUGAGGGAUUAACGGUGAAGAUCGGAGACUUUGGUUUGGCCACGGUGAAGACCAGGUGGAGCGGAUCCCAGCAGGUGGAGCAGCUAACUGGAUCCAUUCUCUGGAUGGCCCCAGAAGUGAUCCGCAUGCAGGACAAUAACCCCUUCAGCUUCCAGUCCGACGUCUAUGCCUAUGGGAUUGUGUUAUUUGAGCUGAUGAGUGGGGAGCUGCCAUACUCACACAUUAGGGACAGGGACCAGAUCAUAUUUCUGGUUGGACGAGGAGGGAUGGGCCCCGACCUCAGUAAACUCUACAAGAACUGCCCCAAAGCAAUGAAGAGACUUGUUGCAGAUUCUAUCAAGAAACUCAGGGACGAGCGACCCCUCUUCCCCCAGAUCCUUUCAUCCAUUGAGCUGUUACAACACUCGUUGCCCAAAAUUAACAGAAGUGCAUCAGAACCCUCGUUACACCGCGCUGCACACACAGAGGACAUCAACUCAUGUACAUUGACUUCCACCCGACUGCCAGUUUUCUGACUGUCACCAAGUUCUCACUGAGCUCCAAGUACUUUAUCCCAACCGGACUUUAUUCAGCAUCUCGGGCAGUUGCUCCGGGGGGGGCUAGGACUCUCCAGUGUGACACCCCAAUAUAAACUGUCCAGUUCCUAUAGCAACAGCGCAGUUAUCCCACUCCUGCAGCUUUGAGGUCUGGAAUAUUCUUCCUUUUAUCCCAGAUGAAUUUGGGGAUAUUCUCUCUGUGAUGGAGCAACGUUGGGGUGCAGAAUGGAGUGGGGGGGUCAUUAAUAGACUUGAUUUGCACAUCAGCUGAUGGACAGACGAGGGAGACGAUUGGGCAGUACAGGGAGGUUUGGGUUGUGCAGCUGGGGGGCCCCGUGGUCACAUACACAAUGUACAAAGCCCGUCCAGCUGAGACCCCCACACUGCACUAUAAAGGGAAUGGGGGUGAUACCGUUUGUUAUUAUUUGAUUUGGGUUUUAAUUGGUUCUUUUAUUGCGACUGAUUUGCCCUUUUGUCAUAAAUUAAAUGCGUCUUACGUUUUA
Messenger RNA from Xenopus laevis (African clawed frog), 2675 nucleotides. RefSeq names its product Raf-1 proto-oncogene, serine/threonine kinase L homeolog (gene raf1.L). NCBI's taxonomy places the organism in Eukaryota, Metazoa, Chordata, Amphibia, Anura, Pipidae. Bases 241 to 2151 code for a protein of 636 amino acids. The record is from RefSeq and is a predicted model, not a curated record. The transcript has 17 exons.